This is a messenger RNA of Xiphophorus hellerii (green swordtail), 744 nucleotides long. Its product is annotated as secretin receptor-like. Gene Ontology annotation, molecular function: peptide hormone binding; G protein-coupled peptide receptor activity; secretin receptor activity. The coding region runs from base 1 to 657 and encodes 218 amino acids. Gene Ontology annotation, biological process: cell surface receptor signaling pathway; adenylate cyclase-modulating G protein-coupled receptor signaling pathway. The record is from RefSeq and is a predicted model, not a curated record. Lineage: Eukaryota; Metazoa; Chordata; Actinopteri; Cyprinodontiformes; Poeciliidae. The transcript is spliced from 6 exons. Gene Ontology annotation, cellular component: plasma membrane.
AUGCAGCUUGGAGCUUGGACGCAGAUGGGCAACCUCGCGGGAAGAGUGAACAUGAUGAAGAAAGUUGGACUGAUUGGGCUGCUGCUUUUACACCAGUCUCUCUGGCCGUGCCUGGAUAUCUUUGGGCGUGUUUCAAAAGGUGAAGUGCAUCGCAACUGCACCAGCAAUGGAUGGACGGAUCUUCUCUCCCUACAUGAGGAUGCAUGUAGCUACGCUUUCAAUGACUCCCUUAAAUAUCUAGAACACUUCUCAGCUUCCCAUUGGUAUUUCUCCUAUGUGAAGACCAUGUACACCAUCGGAUACACACUCUCCCUUAUCACUCUUGCCAUCGCUAUCACCAUCUUCUGCUUCUUUAGGAAGCUGCACUGUACCAGGAACUACAUCCACAUCCAGUUGUUUGUCUCUUUCAUCCUGAGAGCCAUCUUCAUCUUUAUCAGGGACGGUCUCCUUUUUACAGAUUCAGAGCUCUACGACUGCGACAGCUCCACUGUGGCUUGUAAGAUUGUGUUGAUGUUCUGCAACUACUUCAUCCUUGCCAACUACAGCUGGCUGCUGGUGGAGGGUCACUUCCUGUUCACGCUGGUGAGCCGAUCCUUCUUCUCGUUGAAGAAACACCUCGCCUGGUCCAUCUUCCUGAGCUGGGGUACUGCAAUAUAAUACAUCUCACAGUUUUGGCUUGUUUUACCUAUAAACACAUGCAUAAAGCUCAAUGCUGUCUCUGAAAUACUGCAUUCCUAAAUGUCU